CCUCUGCCUUCCUGCCCCCUCCAGCAAUGGAGGAAGGGCAAGAUGAGAGAAGCAGAACAAUUUGUGCAACAUCGCGGGAAGAGGUGAAAGUCAGAGGGAGAGAAAAGAGGAAGCGAAAACGCAGCCGAAGCCGAUCAUCAUCUAUUUCAUCUACAUCAUCCUCUAGUAGUAGUUCUACUUCCUCCUCCUCUUCACACUCUUCAUCAAGGUCUUCCUCCUCCUCCUCCUCAAGAAGCAGAGAUUCUCCCAAGUCCAAAUCAAAGAAAAGGAAGAAGGAAAAACACAACAAAAAGAGAAGGAAAAAAGAGAAUAAGUUGAAGAAAAAGAAAGAAAAGAAGAAAAAGCGAGAGAAAUCAGGACCUGUUCAACUUUCCAAGUACUUCAAAGACAAAAAGAAAAAUGAAAACUACAGUAUGAUAACAGGAAAAAAGAUAAAGAUGAAAAUAAAGAAGAGUAAAAAGGAUAAAGAGAGGGAUCGAAACCGCGCAGAACUUCUUGAAUUCCUAAAUUCUGCCUUGUGAUGGAAAGAGUGCUGAGUAAGGCUUGUGAGUCCAUCAAGUCAACCUGUCAUCAUGCCUAGCAGAACACUAAAAGGAAACUCAGGGAAAAGGGCGCUGUUUGUAACAAGUCUGCUUUCUCCUGCUGGGAAGACAAUCAAAAUGUCCUUCAUUACAGGCAAAAUGAAGAGUUGCUGAUAAUUGUUAAAGAAAACCCAUGAUCUCCUUUUGAGAUCCUAAAUUAAUAGCGAGGCUGCAGUGUUUUACAAGUGCUUAAAAUGUGCUGCUGAUCGCAGUCUGCAAUGAAAUGACAGUCUUGGAUCUCAGUGUCCAGUAUAUCCCAUCUUUGCAUGCAGAGCUCACUCUUAAUUUCAAAUGUCUUAAUAUUUCCAGUAACUUAAACAGAGUUCUUGUAGAUCAUCUGUUUGAAAAAUAAGGUGUUUCUGUAUAGGUAUUUUUGUGGUGAUUUUAUUUGUUCUAAAAAGAAAUGUCCCUUUGUAAAUAGCACAGAAAUAAGUAGUAUCAUUUUUUUAGUACUGUAAUCAUCCUUUAGUAUAUCAUUUUCUCACAAAGUU
Molecule: messenger RNA, 1072 nt
Organism: Gavialis gangeticus (Gharial)
Lineage: Eukaryota; Metazoa; Chordata; Crocodylia; Gavialidae
Product: corepressor interacting with RBPJ 1-like
Exons: 7
Coding region: 27-521 (164 amino acids)
Source: RefSeq, a predicted model, not a curated record